AAACACCCACUCCCCCGCCCCGGCACGGGCACCCAGCUCACCCGCACAAAUCCCACCGUCUCCACCCACAAACCAAUCCACGGGAUACUUCUUCCUUCCCACUGACGCUUCCCCCCGGUCAUCAAAGAAAAGCAGACGUGAGGAUGAGCACGAUGGCGAUGUCGGCGCUGAACCCGGACGCGCCCAUGUUCAUCCCGGCGGCGUUCCGGCGGGUGGAGGACUACUCGCCCGAGUGGUACGAGCUCGUCAAGACCACCGCAUGGUUCCGCGACCACUGGUACCGCCAGCAGCAGCUCUACGGCGAGGACGACCAGGACGUGGAGGACGUCGCCGCGCUCCUCCCCGACGACUCCGUCGACCUGCUCGACGCGCAGGACCUCUUCUACUCCCCGCCCUCGCCCCACCACCAGGCACAGCUCGACUUCCACCAAUACAACAAACAAGCAGGCUUCGGUGGCGACAUGGACGCCGUGCUGAGAACCCUCAGCCUCAACUCGCCCAGGAGCGGCGUCCCCAGCGCAGCGGCGCCAGCUUGGUCGCCCAGGCAGGCCGAGAAGCCGGUGCAGCACUUCGGCGCCAGGGCCGGCGGCGGUGGCGCCCGACGCGCCAUCCACCAGCCUCGCUAGACGACCCGCCCUCCGCUGCUGCUGCUGUGUAGUGUAACCUUCAGUUCAGUUCAGUUUCAGUUCAGUCUAGCCUCUCCCCCUUCUGUGUAUACAGCUAAAAAAGUGCAAAGGGGAAACAACCUGCAGGCACCCCCUGCUAGCUAGUGCUUCCCCUUUGCUUGUAGCUUCUCCCCUCCCGCCUGUUCACAAACGUGUCUCAAGAAAAGCAAAAAAGGCUUCCUUUGUGAUCU
Molecule: messenger RNA, 856 nt
Organism: Lolium rigidum
Lineage: Eukaryota; Viridiplantae; Streptophyta; Magnoliopsida; Poales; Poaceae
Product: protein EARLY RESPONSIVE TO DEHYDRATION 15-like
Exons: 3
Coding region: 144-626 (160 amino acids)
Source: RefSeq, a predicted model, not a curated record